Eubalaena glacialis (North Atlantic right whale) is the source of this 474-nucleotide messenger RNA. RefSeq names its product cystatin-9-like. Lineage: Eukaryota; Metazoa; Chordata; Mammalia; Artiodactyla; Balaenidae. The record is from RefSeq and is a predicted model, not a curated record. Gene Ontology annotation, biological process: antimicrobial humoral response. Gene Ontology annotation, molecular function: cysteine-type endopeptidase inhibitor activity. The coding region runs from base 1 to 474 and encodes 157 amino acids. The transcript has 3 exons.
AUGCUGUGUCAGCAGUGGACGUGCAGGUGGGCUCAGCCCUGGGCCCUGCUCCUGCUUCUCUUAGGUCCCCAGCUCCUGGUGACUCAAGACUGGGAUUCCCAAGAGGAAGCGAAUGAUGAUGACCAACGAGCCUCAAAGAACUACUUCCUUGCCACAGUGGAGUACGGCUUACACGUAUUCAACCUGAGGAACCAGGACAGCAAUGCCUACAAGGUGGUGCGCAUCCUGAGGUCGUGGAAGGAGCCGGUAGUGUCUGUACAAACCCAGGUUGAUUUCGGCAUCGUGUUCUCCACGGAGCUGCAGCUCGGCCGAACCAGGUGUGGAAAAUUUGACGAAGACAUUGACAACUGUCCGUUUCAAGCAAGUCCAGACGGGAACAAUACCAUCACCUGCUUCUUUACAAUCAUCACUGACCCAUGGAGAACAAAGUUUCAACUCUUGAACAACACCUGCUCGGAGGGCUCCACUGACUGA